This is a messenger RNA of Prinia subflava (tawny-flanked prinia), 5898 nucleotides long. RefSeq names its product outer dense fiber of sperm tails 2 (gene ODF2). The record is from RefSeq and is a predicted model, not a curated record. Gene Ontology annotation, biological process: regulation of cilium assembly. The transcript is spliced from 20 exons. Gene Ontology annotation, cellular component: centrosome. Lineage: Eukaryota; Metazoa; Chordata; Aves; Passeriformes; Cisticolidae. Bases 2177 to 4780 code for a protein of 867 amino acids.
AAGUAGGAUUAAGAGCCAUCUGCACGGCCAGGGGAUCUCUAAAUGUUUCUGUCAUGCAAGCGUAACAAAGGAUUUGCUGAUGUGGCAGUCAGAUUAGGAGCUGUACCUGCAGCCAUAUCACCGUGGAGGCCUAACCAGGAAAAACAGGCUGGAGACACAGAUCUGGGUGCAACAACAGCAGCAGGGCAGAAGCCCCGGUUUAUUUACAAAAACCUACUUUUAUACUUUUACUAUGAGGCCUGUGGAUUGGAGGAAGGAAUUCCCACCUCCACAUCACAUUGGUGAAGGGGACUGUCACACAGUCUUGUUUGUCCCGGCAGAGAAUGUAAAAACAAUGGCUAUGUUUAUAGAACAUAGCUGAUGUUUACAUUAAAAGAGCGUGAGAAGGUACGAACUUCUCCUUUAAUAUGAGCGCUCAGCAAAACCGGGAAAAACUCAUGGCAACACAGCCAAGCCUUCUGAGCUGUGCUGGGUAGAAUCAUAGAAUGGUUUGGGUUGGGAAGGACCUUAUAAACCAUCUUGUUCCAACCCCUGCCAUGGGCAGGGACACCUUCCAUUAGACCAGGUUGCUCCAAGCCCUGUGCAACCUGAUCUUGAGCACUUCUAGAGAUGGGGCAGCCAGAGCUUCUCUAGGCAAGCUGUGUCAGUGCCUCCCUGUCCUCACAGGGGAGAAUUUUUUUUGUAACAUCCCAUGUAACCCCGCUGUCUGUCAGUGGGAAGCCACUGCCCCUUGUCAAAGUCCCUCUCUAGCUGCAGAAACAAUAUUUGCCAUAGCAAGAGACAAAGCAAGUUCAAGUGUGAGUGAUCCUAUGCACAGCCCAAGGCUUUAGUAUCCUUAAUUACCACCUUGACCAAUUUCUGUUUCCCUGGAAGAACAGGCAGGUUUUAGGGAAUCUGAUUUGUUGUGAUAUUUCAGGUGCAGCUGAAGUUGCUCUGUAAUACAACUGCUUGCACAGUGUGUGUUCAGGGGGAGUACCUUUAGUGGUUAUAACAAUGGUGGUGAUAGAGGUUUUGGUUUUUUUCUGAAUGGAGGACUAGUUCCAAAUUCAGUUAAGAUCUGACAUUGAAGGGAGAAAGAAAAUGUUUACAGUACAAAUGGCUGUGUGGCUGCUCUGACCUGUAUUUCUUUAAACUGUUCUGUACUGAAACUUGUGUUCCACAGUAUCAACAGGCAAUAUUCUUUUAAAGAAUUAUAUUGAGCAUGCAUAAACAGGAAGUUGAAGAAACCUUUGAUGAGAAUUUCUGCAUCCGCCUCAACCCGGCAGGGAGGAAGAGAUUUUCAUGUUGAACGAGGAUCUGAAGCACCAAAGGCUCAGUGACUCCACUUCUCCUUGCUGUGCUGUGCCACAUGAAUCAGUCCUCUCAAGAUGAAUAUCGCAACACUAACAUGCCAAUAAUAUUACAUUAAAUAUUGUUUCAGGAUUUUCUAUCACCUUUUAUAGAGUCUUAGAAUGUUAAGGGAUUGGAAUGGACCUUAAAGAUCAUCUACUCCCAACCUCCCGUGCCAUGGGCAGGGACACCUCCCACCAGCCCAGGUGCUCAAGGCCUUAUCCUACCUGGCUUUGAGCACUGCCAGGGCUGGGGCAUCCACAGCAUCCCUGGGCAACUUGUGCCAGUGUCUCACCACCUUCACAGGGAAGAAUUCCUCCCUGUUAUCUAACCUAAAUUUCCCCUCUUUCAAUUUUCACCUUGUCCUAUUAUUACAGUUCCUGAUGAAGAGUCUGUCUCUGGCUUUCCUGUAGCCCCCUUCAGAUCCUGGAAGGUGCUCUGAGGUUUCCACAAGAGCUUUCUGUUUUCCAGGCUCAACAGCCCCAACUCAGCCGGUGUUCAUAGGGAGGGUGCUCCAGUCUCCUUAUCAACUUCGUGGUCUCCUCCAGCAUUUCCACGUCCUUGUGUUUGGCACAGCCAGAACCGCACACAGUUGUGGUUACCAGUUUACAGUAACAGUACACAAUCUUGGUGUCACCAUUAAAACUCAUCUCAAAGGCAACGCCAAGAGAAUUGACUUAACGAUCCGGUUAUUCCAUCCUCUCUCCGGAGCCGCCGUUUCCGUGCGGAUGCGCCGUGCCGGGGCUGGCGGGGCUCGGGCCGGCCGUUGGCCGCUCGUGCGGCCGCACGGCGCCGCGGGCGGUUACCGGGGGCGGUUACCGCCGCUCGGGGCCGUUCGAAUCGCCCAAUGGUGGAGCCGCGGGCGACGCGGCGGCGGCGGCGGCCUUGCGGCCGUACCCCUUGUCUCUGCUGCGGGCAUCCUCACCCGAGCUCGAUCCACUGCCGCCCCUGCAGCUCCCGCCGCGCCGAUGGAGAACUGAAGUGGCUGCGGGCACCGCGCGGCGCCAACUUGUGUCUCUCAUCUAUCCAUGAAAAAACUACCUCUUCUUCCCCCAAGAGCGUGUCCAGAAAAGUCAGAAGCUUGAAACUAACUCAAAAACAGAAACAGAAAUCAAAAGGGGAUGGUGUGCGAACCGUGAGGGUGAAAACUAAGGCCCCUUGGAUACCCCCAGGCAAAACAAGUACCCGUGAUACCAUCUUGAAGUGGGAGCAAGAAUCAGCUGAGCGUCACGAAGCUGUGCCUAAUCCUGAGUGUGAGAAGAUGCAGUCGGUGCUGCGCCUCAGUGACCUCUCCACGGACGACGAUGCUGCUGCUUGCUGCAAAAUUAACCAGUAUGAAAAGAAGAUAGAUAACCUGAUGAAUAUGGUGGGAACACUGAAGAAAGAGGUCAAGAUGCAGAAAAUGGAGGAACAGGAGGAAAUGACAAUGCGACUCCUGGAGGAGCAGAAGGAGGAACUGAAUGAGGUCACACAAGAGCUGGUUCAAACAGAGAAUGAGAACAGUCGGCUCCGGCGCAACAUCGAGCGCAUAAAGGAGGAGAAGGACCUGACUGUGCUAGAGAAGGAGUGCUUGCAGCAGGAGAAGGAAUGUUUGAUGACCAAGCUGAAUGAAGCAGAAAGGGAUGGAGCAGCAGCUGCCAGACAGAUCCACGCCCUGAAAAAUACCAUUGGGAGGCUCAAUGUUGAGAAACACAUGAGCAGCACAGAUAUAUGUGCUCUAACAAGACAAAAAGAGCUUCUGCUGCAGAAAUUGAGCACCUUUGAAGAAACCAACCGAACGCUCCGAGAACUUCUUGCAGAGCAGCAGUGCAGGGAGAAAGAUGCCCAGAAGGUUCUGGAUCGGCAAGCAGUGCUGCUGAAAAGGCUGGCUGACUCAGAUGCAGAGAACAUGCAACUUCAGAUCAGGCUUCAGGGAAAAGAAAAGGAAUUGGAAAGCCUCACAAUUCAGAUAGUGACAGAAAAGGAGCAAGCAAAGAAAGCCUAUGAGCUCGCCAAAGCUCUGGAGAGUGUGAAAGCCCAUUUACAAGCCCAGCUGCGGAGCAAAGAAGUUGAGAACAACCGUCUGGCCACACAGCUGCGGAAUGUGGAGAUCAGUGAGGCUCAGCUUAAGGAAGAGCUGGAACUUGCCCUGGAACAGCAGAAGGACACGAAGAUGAAGGGGGAUGAUGAUAAAGAGGCCCUGAAAAAAGCGAUCCGUGCACAGAAAGAGCGAGCAGAGCGGAGUGAGGAGUAUGUGCAGAGACUGACUUGCCAGCUAGCAGAAAAGGAAAGUGCUAUUGCUGAGGUCCAGGCCAACCUCGAGUCCUGGAAGACUCGCUGCAGCAAAAUAGUGAAGGAGAAGGAUGACCUUGAACUGGAAGUUGUUACACUGAACAGCCGUGUUGCAGACUUGGUGGAACAAGUGGCAAAGGUCAAGGAAAAGGCACGGGGCGAACAUGAAGCUUUGGAUGAUAAAAUGCAGCAAAUGACUGGAGAGAACAAUUCUUUGAAGAGAGAUAAUGAAAAACUGAAGGCUGCUCUGAACUCCAUGGAGGAUAAGCUGAACCGAGCGCAGAUGGAACUGACGCAUCUCCAGAACUCUGUCAAGAGCUAUGAAGGGUUGAUUGAAACCUACACAGCACAGGCACAGAAGGCCCGAAAGGAAGCAGAUGAGCUGGCAGAAAGACUGGAGAGAAGUGAGCUGGAGAACCAGACAAUAAGGGAUGAAAUGAGCAAGGAGAUUGAAGAGGCUCGUGAUAAGUUGCAGAACCAGCUUUCUGAUCUGGAAAAACUGCCCGAGAUCCUGAAGUACACUGAGACACAGCUGGCAGAGUGCCAUCAGCAGCUCAUGGGUUAUGAGAAGAAGAAUACAGACCUGUGUGCCAUGAUUGGAGAUCUCCGUCAGCUGAUUGACCUCCAGGGGGAGAAAAUGGAGAUGACAAGAGAGAGAUAUCAGUCUGCCCAUGAGGAGAAAAAGCAACUCACCUUGAAGGUGGAGGAGCUAGAAAGAAAACUAGAGUCCACGAGUGCCCAGAACAUAGAAUUCCUUCAGGUCAUAGCAAAACGUGAGGAGUCGAUCCACCAGUGUCAGCUGCGGCUGGAGGAGAAGAGCCGCGAGUGCAGCGCCCUGGCACGACAGCUGGAGAUGGCCAUUGAGGAUGCCAAGAGACAAGUGGAACAAGCUCGAGAACGAGCAGUCUCCAGAGAGAGGGCAGCCCAGUCCAAGAUGUUGGAUUUGGAGACCCAGCUGAGCAGGAAUAAAACAGAGCUGAACCAGUUGCAUCGGAGCAAAGAGGAUGCAGAGCGCCGAUACGAAAGCCGCCUCCAGGACCUGCGGGAUCGGCUGGAGCAGUCGGAGAGCACCAACCGCAGCAUGCAGAACUACGUCCAGUUCCUCAAAUCCUCCUACGACAACGUGUUUAGGGAAACUGCUUUUCUGGGCUCCCCCAGCCAUGCUCGCUCUCUUCUCUGAGGGCAACGCUCCCCUUGCGCCUUUUUUAAGCACACAGAAGGAGGUUUGUUUCAAAAGCCAUAUUGAUAGAGAAAACUGGAUGGCGUUUCAGGGUCACCGUUGGGAGAUUUUUUUAUUGCAGAAUGAGAAAAUAAAAUGAUGUUGGCAUGUGAUCAAAAUGUGGGGUAUCAGCAAUACUGGUUUGGUGCUGGAGGUUGGUGUUACACCAUAAAUUGAGCCCCCAAACCAGGUGGUUUGGCAUAUAAUGGAAAAGAUCCUUUUCCUCCUGCUGGGUCAUGAUGGUUUCAGCUCCUAAAACCUAUCAGAGGUUUGUUGAAUGUGUUAAUUUUUGUAAGAGCUCUCUUCGUGCUUCACUUCUCAUUUGGUUUCUCUGUUGGGGUUAUCAUGUGGGGGUUUUUUGCUUGUGGGAUUUUUUAAAUAAUUUUUUUAUACUUUUGAUGUGAUGCUGAAAAUAACUGAGGAGCCUGGGCUCUACACUCUCAAGAGAUAAGCACAACCACAGUGUUUGUAACAAUUUUAUACCAGAAAUUAUGAGUUUGGUUUGAUUUUUUAUACUUGAUUCUUGUAUACACCCUGAUCCUUACCUUUAUUUGUGAGUGUGAUGCUAAUACUGCUUUACUCCUCUUACCAUGAUUUUCUGAUCCUGAGUAUACCCACCCAGGACUGAGCCAAAACAAUCUAAAUUUGAAGGAAAUCAGUGUCACUUCAUUUGGAAUCUUGGUGCAAAUGCCAUGUGAGUUCUGGGUGUGCAUGAAAUCCUGACUUUGUCUUCAGCCAACUAAGGAGCAGCUGCAGAUAAUCAACUUCUUCAUUGAAUUCCCCUGCACCUUGUGAAAAAUCAGGUCAUUCGUGUGUCAAGUCUGUAAAGUCCAUGUGCUCUCUAGUGUCUUAUUGUUUCUACUAAAUGGUUUUUAGGAGUACAAAAAUAAACCUUGUUUUUAUUUUUCUCUCUUUUGUAUCCUAUUUAUGUGCUACGUGAUGUGGUCAUUGGCAGUACUUGUCAUAAAGGUUUUCUAAACUAAUCAGUUUUCAAAAGAUCUGUAAUUGCAUAUGUUUAACACUUUAAAAAUUCCAGAACUGCUGAGGGAGAAACCAAUAAAGUACAUUUUAAUUGUUUA